Lotus japonicus is the source of this 3718-nucleotide messenger RNA. Its product is annotated as homeobox-leucine zipper protein REVOLUTA-like. The coding region runs from base 910 to 3441 and encodes 843 amino acids. Gene Ontology annotation, molecular function: DNA-binding transcription factor activity; lipid binding; DNA binding. The record is from RefSeq and is a predicted model, not a curated record. The transcript is spliced from 18 exons. NCBI's taxonomy places the organism in Eukaryota, Viridiplantae, Streptophyta, Magnoliopsida, Fabales, Fabaceae.
CUCGUUCUGCGUGCAUCAGCUUCAGCUUCAGCUUCUGUUUCCUCUCUUCAUUCAUUCUCAGUUCUCACUUUAUUCCUCUCUGCUCCAUCUUCAUCUUCAUCUUCAUCUUCAUCUUCUUCCUCCUUCAUCCACCAUGCUUUGUAUGUAGUGUUUCUCCUUCCUCACUCUCAUGCUUCAACUUCAAACCAACAACAACAACAUCACCAUUCACCAUUAACAAGGAUAAGGACAACAAAGGACAAUAACAAUUUCACUUUCCCCCCACAAAGCUAAAACCCCUCCUACUACCUAUUCCUUCCUUCUUCCUCAAGCUCCCUUCUCUCUUUCCUUUCCAUUUCCACUAGAAUCUGGUUCAAAGCUAGUUCAUAUUUUUCAUUUUUCACUCUCUUUUUUUCCAUGGAUUAUUAUUCCACUUACCUUUCUGUAGAACUAGAACCCCCUAAUAUUUUGAGACUCUCUGCUUAAUAUGCAUGUUGGUUUUCAUUUUUAUUGAAGUGAAAACAAAAAACAAAAGGAACAGUGAAGGGUGGAGGUGGGGUUUGUUUGUUUCCUUUGUGAAGAAGGAGAUUUUCUUAACUUUUUUCACAAUUUGGAACCAUUGGGUGCAAGAAAGACAGUUUCUUUUUCAUCUCUGAGCUGGUUUCCUUCCUUCAAUUUGAGUACCCAAUAGCGGUGGUUGCACAAAACUACACUCUUUUUUUCUGUCUCUAUUCAAUCAAAUUAUUCUCUUUUCACACCCCAUUUUCCCCUUAAACACUGCCUCCAUCCAAUAAGGCCAAAGCUUUUUCUACAAUUUCACAUGCCAAGGCACUACCUUAACUAGUUUAGGUGCAAGAAUCUUCUUGUUGUUCUUGUAGCUUUCUUUGUUUGUCCUUCAAUUGUGAUUUAUUGUUGUGGGAGUGAAGAAACAUGGCUAUGGCUGUGGCUCAACAUAGAGGUGAAAGCAGCAGCAGUGGUAGCAUUGAUAAGCACCUUGAUGGUGGGAAAUAUGUGAGGUACACUGCUGAACAAGUUGAGGCUCUUGAAAGGGUUUAUGCUGAGUGCCCCAAGCCUAGUUCCCUCAGGAGACAGCAACUUAUCAGAGAGUGUCCUAUUCUUUCCAACAUUGAGCCUAAGCAAAUCAAGGUUUGGUUUCAGAAUCGCAGGUGUAGAGAGAAGCAGAGAAAAGAGGCUUCAAGGCUUCAGACGGUGAACCGAAAACUCUCAGCAAUGAACAAGUUGUUGAUGGAGGAAAAUGAUCGGUUGCAGAAACAGGUAUCACAGCUUGUAUGCGAGAAUGGGUUCAUGCGGCAACAAUUGCACACUACACCAGGAGCAAACACUGAUGCUAGUUGUGAUUCGGUGGUUACUACUCCUCAACAUACCAUGAGAGAUGCUAAUAACCCUGCUGGACUCCUAUCAAUUGCAGAGGAGACUUUGACAGAGUUCCUUUCAAAGGCUACAGGAACUGCUGUAGAUUGGGUCCAGUUGCCUGGGAUGAAGCCUGGUCCGGAUUCGGUUGGGAUCUUUGCGAUUUCACAAAGUUGCAGUGGAGUGGCAGCCCGAGCCUGUGGUCUUGUUAGUUUAGAACCUACAAAGAUUGCAGAGAUCCUUAAAGAUCGUCCAUCUUGGUUUCGGGAGUGUCGAAGCCUAGAAGUUUUCACAAUGUUUCCUGCAGGAAAUGGAGGAACCAUAGAGCUUGUCUACACUCAGACGUAUGCUCCCACAACACUGGCUCCUGCCCGGGAUUUUUGGACUCUUAGAUACACUUCAAGUUUGGACAAUGGCAGUCUUGUGGUUUGUGAGAGGUCUCUGUCUGGUUCUGGCUCGCGCCCAAAUCCUGCUGCUGCGGCUCAGUUUGUAAGGGCUGAAAUGCUCCCUAGUGGCUACUUGAUUCGACCGUGUGAUGGUGGAGGGUCAAUUAUCCACAUUGUUGACCACCUAAAUCUUGAGGCAUGGAGUGUGCCAGAAGUGUUGCGACCACUUUAUGAAUCAUCGAAGGUCGUAGCUCAGAAAAUGACAAUUGCGGCGCUCCGAUAUAUCAGGCAAAUAGCUCAAGAAACAAGCGGUGAAGUGGUAUAUGGAUUGGGUAGGCAGCCUGCUGUUCUGCGAACCUUCAGCCAAAGAUUAAGCAGAGGGUUCAAUGAUGCUGUAAAUGGAUUCAAUGACGAUGGUUGGACUGUACUGAACUGUGAGGGUGCUGAGGAUGUAAUCAUUGCCGUUAAUUCGACAAAAAAUUUGAGCAGCACUUCUAAUCCAGCAAAUUCCCUCACAUUCCUCGGAGGAAUUCUCUGUGCCAAAGCUUCUAUGUUGAUCCAAAAUGUCCCACCUGCCGUUUUGGUUCGCUUUUUGAGGGAGCACCGGUCGGAAUGGGCUGAUUUCAAUGUUGAUGCUUAUUCAGCUGCAUCACUGAAAGCUGGCACCUAUGCCUAUCCUGGGAUGAGGCCUACAAGGUUCACUGGAAGUCAAAUAAUCAUGCCUCUCGGCCAUACAAUUGAACAUGAAGAGAUGCUAGAAGUCAUUAGACUUGAAGGCCACUCUAUAGCUCAAGAAGACGCAUUUGUUUCAAGAGACAUUCAUCUCUUACAGAUAUGUAGUGGAAUUGAUGAGAAUGCAGUGGGGGCUUACUCCGAGCUCAUAUUUGCUCCAAUCGAUGAAAUGUUCCCAGAUGAUGCUCCAUUAGUUCCCUCUGGUUUCCGCAUCAUCCCAUUGGAUUCAAAACCAGGUGAUAAAAAGGACGCAAUGAAUUCAAAUCGGACGCUGGAUUUGACAUCUGGUUUUGAAGUGGCUCCAGCAACAACUCAUGGUGCAGAUGCAUCAUCUAGUCACAACAGAUCAGUUUUGACGAUUGCCUUCCAGUUCCCGUUUGACAGCAGUUUGCAAGAUAAUGUUGCAGUCAUGGCACGCCAAUAUGUUCGCAGCGUGAUUUCCUCCGUGCAGAGGGUUGCCAUGGCUAUAUCUCCAUCUGGUAUAAACCCAACUGCUGGAUCAAAACUUUCUCCUGGUUCUCCAGAAGCAGUUACACUAGCUCAAUGGAUCUGUCAGAGCUAUAGUUACUAUUUGGGGACAGACUUGCUGAGAUCAGAUUCUCUUGUUGGAGAUAUGAUGCUGAAACAUCUGUGGCAUCAUCAGGAUGCUGUUCUAUGCUGUUCACUGAAGUCACUGCCUGUGUUCAUCUUUGCAAACCAAGCUGGCCUUGACAUGUUGGAAACAACGCUAGUGGCCUUACAAGACAUCACAUUGGAUAAAAUAUUUGAUGAGUCUGGACGCAAGGCAUUGUUUGCAGACUUUGCUAAGUUAAUGCAGCAGGGGUUUGCUUAUCUGCCAGCUGGGAUCUGCAUGUCCACGAUGGGGCGGCAUGUUUCAUAUGAGCAAGCCAUUGCAUGGAAAGUGCUUACUGCAGAAGAUAACAACACUGUUCACUGCUUAGCUUUCACUUUCAUAAAUUGGUCAUUUGUAUGAAACCACAUUUCAAGUGCCCUUCCUUUUCCCCACUUGAAUAUGAAAAAAAAUUAAGGGGUGAAGAGGAAACGAUCAAUUUGGAAGAGAAAAGAAGUCCGAAAAUUUUGUUCAUAUACUAUUGUUAACUCAGGAUCAAUCAGGUUUGAAUUUAAUUAGAUUUAAUUUAUUUCUUACUAGUUGCACUGACCAAGUUCAAUUAAUCUUGUAAAUUACUGCUAGUGAGUGCUUGAGUGGGGACUCAAAUUGUCAGGUAUGGAGUUACUUGUCUUUGUUUGUA